UCACUCAAUAGUAGACGUAGUCCACACACCGAACCCCAAAAAAGCCCAAACCUUCAACUAACCGCCACCAAAACCACCACCACUACUACCAUAACUGCCACCAACACCACCAUAUUUAUUAAAAACCAUCGAAUUGUUUGAUUCUCCAAACACAAAUAGGAAAAACAAGAAGAUGUACAGCGAUGUGUCAAGCUGCAAUACUUACAACUAUGGCGACGCCUUGUAUUGGGACGCCCGUUAUGUCCAAGAGGCUGAGAGCUUCGAUUGGUACCAGCGCUACGCUUCUCUUCGCCCCUUUGUUCGUCGCUAUAUCCCCACUUCCUCUCGUGUCCUCAUGGUUGGCUGUGGCAAUGCCCUUAUGUCGGAGGACAUGGUUGAUGAUGGAUAUGAAAACAUAAUGAACGUUGAUAUCUCGUCAGUGGCCAUUGACCUAAUGAGAAGAAAAUACGAGCAUAUGCCUCAGCUCAAUUACAUGGAAAUGGAUGUUAGAGAUAUGAGCUUCUUCCCAGAUGAAUCUUUUGAUGCUGUCAUCGACAAGGGGACUCUUGAUUCUUUAAUGUGUGGCAGUGAUGCUCCUAUUAGUGCUGCCAGAAUGUUGGGGGAAGUAAGCAGGCUUCUUAAACCCGGAGGAAUUUAUAUGUUGAUAACCUAUGGUGAUCCUAAAGUAAGGAUGCCACAUUUGACCCGGUCCAUUUACAGUUGGAAAAUUGUAUUGUAUGCGAUACCUAGACCAGGUUUUAAAAAACCAGCAGGUAGUUCAUCAAACUCACAUUUGGAACCAGUUCCCAUUACCGAGACGGGCUUACUUCCAGCAGAUUUUGUUUUGGACGAUCCAGAUUCUCACUUUAUAUAUGUGUGUAAAAAGAUGGAUGAAACAACAGACCUGAGUAAUAUAUCGUCCCAUCCAUUGAUUGCUGAUGCUUCAUAGGACAAAGUUACAUUCAAGCGCUAAUGUUCUCUGUGUAUGAUUAAUGUUGAUUCUACCACGAGGACUAAUCAUUGUUGCCCUUUUGAGUUUUUGUUUCAAAAUAGAGAUUCUGUUGUUACUUCCCCUUGACAUUUAAACUUAGCUGCUGGUUGUGCAAAUCAAUAUUGAAAGGGUUGGACGAUAUCUCAAUACGGGAGAAAAGCCAGUGAAAUAGGCACUUUUGUAGAGGUGUAAUCUGGUUUCUAGCUCAAAACUUCUUUGUUUGACAUGAAUUUCAUUGUAAAACUUGUUUGGAGUUGCA
Messenger RNA from Populus trichocarpa (black cottonwood), 1229 nucleotides. RefSeq lists its product as uncharacterized. The coding region runs from base 173 to 928 and encodes 251 amino acids. The transcript is spliced from 8 exons. The record is from RefSeq and is a predicted model, not a curated record. Lineage: Eukaryota; Viridiplantae; Streptophyta; Magnoliopsida; Malpighiales; Salicaceae. Gene Ontology annotation, molecular function: S-adenosylmethionine-dependent methyltransferase activity.